Messenger RNA from Prunus mume (Japanese apricot), 4324 nucleotides. RefSeq names its product protein TORNADO 1. Lineage: Eukaryota; Viridiplantae; Streptophyta; Magnoliopsida; Rosales; Rosaceae. The record is from RefSeq and is a predicted model, not a curated record. Gene Ontology annotation, molecular function: protein binding.
UUCAAAAAGGCCACUGAUGCUGUUUUGAUCCAGAAGAUAUGGCUACUUUCUUGUUAUAUAGUUUCUAAAGCUCAAAAGAGUUCCUGCUCUAGCAAUGGCAACAGACCAGAAUCUCAAAGAUCUCCAAUGGGCUCUGGAAGCCAUCAAAUCAGAAAGCCUCAACCUACACAACAUCUCCUUCUACCUUUCUCAGCCCACUUCUGGCUGCUACCAGGAAACAGAAAGCUCCAUCAACAUAAACAUUUCAAAAGACAGUCUGUCUUACUUUUCACAGUUCCUCACAGUUUUGGGAACAGCCAAAACCAACCAGCUGCUUCUCAGAAACUUGGAGUUCCACCAGAUUGAAUGGGAACUACAACGACUGCGCAAUCUUGCUGUGUUGCUUGAGAGUUGUUCAAACAUCAAGCAAGCUGUGUUCAAGAGAAACAGAUUUGACAAACAAUGCCUGUCAGAGUUGUCUGAGAUUCUGAAGAGAAAUAGAGUGAUCAAAGAGAUAAUGUUUUCUGAAUCGGCUAUUGGGUCUGCUGGAGCUGGAUUUCUUGCUUCUGCUCUUAAGGUGAAUGAGAGCUUGGAGGAGCUACAGAUAUGGGAAGACUCUAUUGGGUCAAAAGGCGCAGAAGAGCUCUCAAAGAUGAUUGAAGUGAACUCAACACUGAAGCUGUUGACAAUAUUUGACUCGUAUUCGAUCACUGCAACUCCACUUAUUUCUGCAGUGUUAGCAAGGAAUAGGACUAUGGAAGUCCAUGUUUGGAGUGGAGAAAAUGGGGAAAGAAGUUCUAAGGUGGUUGAGUUUCUACCUGAGAAUAGCACACUUCGAAUUUACAGGCUCGACCUUUCAGGUGCAUGCCGGGUUGCCUGUGCUCUCGGGUGGAACUCAACUGUCAAGUCACUCGACAUGACUGGUGUCCGGCUGAAAUCAAGAUGGGCUAAGGAGUUUCGAUGGGUUUUGGAACAGAAUCACAGCCUCAAAGAGGUAAACUUGUCCAAAACUUGCCUGAAAGAUAAAGGAGUUGUGUAUGUGGCAGCUGGACUCUUCAAGAAUCAGAGUUUGGAGAGCUUGUAUUUAGAUGGAAAUGCGUUCGGAGGUAUAGGAGUUGAACAUUUACUAUGUCCUCUGAGCAGGUUCUCUGCCCUACAGUAUCAAGCAAACAUUACUUUAAAAUCUGUCACAUUUGGAGGUGGAAGAACCAAGAUUGGAAGGGAGGGACUUGCAGCCAUUUUACUGAUGCUGACGACCAACGAAAGUUUGACUCGGUUAGGGAUAUAUGAUGAUGAGAGUUUAAGAUCAGAUGACUUUGUUAAACUCUUCAAAAGUUUGGAGAAGAAUGCUGCCUUGAGACACUUAUCUUUACAGGGCUGCAAGGGUGUUCAAGGAGAGUUGGUACUGCAGGCAAUCAUGGAGACAUUACAGGUAAAUCCUUGGAUUGAAAAUAUUGAUCUUGCAAGAACACCACUGCAAAACUCAGGAAAGACCGACGGGAUUUAUCAAAGAUUAGGCCAGAAUGGGAGGCCUGAACCAGAAAUGGAUUUGCUUAAGGACAUGCCACUUACAGUACCCAAGAGUUGUAGAGCAUUUUUCUGUGGACAAGAAUAUGCAGGUAAGUCUACAUUGUGCAACUCCAUAUUGCAGAGUUUCUCUUCUUCAAAGAUUCCCUAUGUGGACCAGGUAAGAUCUCUAGUGAACCCAGUUGAGCAAGCUGUUAGAACAGUUGGGAUGAAGAUUAAAACUUUCAAAGAUGAGGACACAAAGAUUUCAAUAUGGAAUCUUGCUGGUCAGCAUGAAUUCUAUUCUCUCCAUGAUCUCAUGUUCCCAGGGCAUGGUAGUGCAUCAUUCUUUGUCAUCAUAUCCAGUUUAUUUAGGAAACCAAACAACAGAGAACCAAAGAACCCAAUGGAGAUAGAAGAGGACCUUCAGUAUUGGCUCAGGUUCAUAGUCUCAAAUUCAAGAAGGGCUGUGCAGCAAUGCAUGCUACCAAAUGUAACAGUUGUACUCACGCACUAUGACAAAAUCAAUCAGCCAUCAGAAAACUUGCAGGUUGCAGUUAACUCAAUUCAGAGAUUGAGAGACAAGUUCCAGGGAUUCGUUGACUUCUACCCAACAGUGUUCACAGUUGAUGCAAGAUCAUCAGCAUCAGUGAGUAAACUCACUCAUCACCUUCUAAAGACAAGCAAGACAGUUCUUCAAAGAGUCCCAAGAAUCUAUCAGCUUUGCAAUGAUCUGACACAAAUAUUAUCAGAUUGGAGAUCAGAGAACUACAACAAGCCAGCUAUGCAGUGGAAGGAGUUUAAUGAGCUAUGCCAAGUCAAGGUUCCAUCCUUAAGAAUUCGAUCGAGACAUGACAACAAAGAGAAGGUGGAAAUGAGGCGGCGGGUUGUUGCUACUUGUCUUCAUCACAUAGGAGAGGUAAUUUAUUUUGAUGAACUGGGGUUUCUAAUCUUAGAUUGUGAGUGGUUCUGUGGUGAGGUGCUUGGCCAACUAAUAAGACUGGAUGCAAGAAAUCAAAGCUCCACAGAGAAUAAUGGAUUCAUCAGCAAGAAGGAUUUGGAGAAGAUUCUAAGAGGAAGCUUACAGAGUCCGAUUCCUGGAAUGGGUUCAAAGGUAUUUGAGAACUUAGAGGCCAGUGACCUUGUGAAAAUGAUGCUUAAACUGGAAUUAUGCUAUGAACAAGACCCAUCAGAUCCUAAUUCCUUGCUCUUGAUCCCCUCAAUUCUCGAAGAAGGAAGAGGAAAGCCACAAAGAUGGCAAUUAAGCAGACCUGAGUGCCUUUAUGCAGGGAGGCAUCUUGAAUGUGAUGAUUCAAGCCACAUGUUCCUCACACCAGGCUUCUUUCCUAGAUUACAGGUGCAUCUGCAUAACAGAAUCAUGGCCUUGAAGAACCAACAUGGAGCGACUUACAGACUUGAGAAGUACCUAAUCUCCAUAAAUAUAAAUGGAAUCUAUAUCAGAGUAGAAUUGGGAGGACAGCUGGGUUACUAUAUUGAUGUCCUCGCAUGCUCUACCAAGAACCUGACAGAAACCCUUAGGCUCAUCCAGCAGCUUAUAAUACCAGCAAUUCAUAGCCUCUGCCAUGGUAUCACCUUGACUGAAAAUGUGAUAAGACCAGAAUGUGUGCAAAAUCUCACACCUCCCAGAUACAGGAAAACACAAUUUGCUUCAUUGCAACAAUUAAAACAGGCACUACUUUCUGUUCCUGCGGACAGCAUGUAUGAUUACCAGCACACCUGGGAUCCAAUCUCCGACUCUGGAAGGCAAAUCCUAAGAGCUGGUUUUGAUUUGGCCCGAGACCUCCUAUCAGAUGAUGACUUCCGUGAAGUACUGCACCGGAGAUAUCAUGACCUAUACAACCUUGCUCAGGAACUGCAAAUCCCACCUGAGAAUGACCCGGAUGGACCAGAGAAUGCUUUAUCAACAAGUGACCAGCCUGACAAAGUUGAUCCAACUUUUGGUGGAAUUGCCAAAGGGGUUGAAGCAGUUUUGCAGAGACUGAAGAUCAUAGAGCAAGAAAUCAGAGACUUGAAACAGGAGAUCCAGGGGCUGAGAUAUUAUGAGCAUAGACUCCUUUCUGAGCUUCAUCGCAAAGUCAAUUACCUUGUGACAUACAAUGUCCAAAUUGAAGAGAGGAAAGUACCGAAUAUGUUCUACUUUGUUAGAACAGAAAACUACUCAAGGAGAUUGGUCACCACCAUGAUUCCUGGCAUGAAUGCUCUUCGACUGCACAUGUUAUGUGAAUUUCGACGAGAAAUGCAUGUUGUUGAAGAUCAGGUAGGGUGUGAAAUGAUGCAGGUUGAUAACAGGACCGUGAAGUCUUUGGCACCAUACACCACAAAGUUCAUGAAACUGCUAACAUUUGCUCUCAAGAUAGGAGCCCAUCUAGCCGCUGGCAUGGGCGAAAUGAUACCUGAUUUAAGCAGGGAAGUUGCCCACCUGGCUGAUUCUUCCCUCCUAAUUGGAGCAGCAGGGGCAGUUGCUGCAGGUGCUGUCGGGGCUGCAGCAAUUGGGCGUGCAGAGGGAAGGAACAGAAGUAGGGCUGCAGAAAGCUCAAGAGAUAUCCAGCAAGAUCAAAGAACAGCACAACAAUGGGUUCUGGAUUUCCUAAGGGACCGGAGAUGCUCAACUGGAAAGGAUAUAGCAGAGAAGUUUGGUUUAUGGAGAGUGAGGUACAGAGAUGAUGGUCAGAUUGCAUGGAUCUGUAGGAGGCAUAUUAACCUCAGAGCACAUGAAAUAAUUGAAGUGCCACUUUGAAAAACUUUGCAUCUAAAAUGUUUAUGAUAAAUAAAAGUCAUUUUCCCUUUGAUGUCUUCUAGAUAAAAAGUCAUUUUCCCC